AUUUUCUCGCUCUCAAACCGUUCGGACGUGUCGCUCUCCGUGCGAGGGUGUGUGAGUGGCGAAUAAAAAUAUCGAGGAAAAAGCUCGCACGUGCGACGCUUGCAAAAAGUAAUAGGAAAUAUAUAUUUUGCGAGAAGGGGGCCCUGCGAGGCGCAAUCCAAAUAAAUAUUCGAUAACGAGUGCGAAAAUAAUUUGCAAGCGCAAAAAGAUUUAUAAAUAGUGCAACAACAACAGCAAUAGCAACAGCAACAGCAACAGCAUCGGCAGCAGCACAAUAAAAGAAUUUGUCAGGCGGCGUUUGUUUUUGUUCUCCCUCUCUCUCCCUCAGUCGCACUCGCUGUCUGCUGUCCGCUCGCCUCUCGCCUUCCGUCUCUGUCUGCCGGCCUUCGUCGCGUGUGUGCGUGUGUCUCCGCGUAUCCGUGAGUGAGUGUGUGCAGCGCAAAGAUAAAAAAGUUGAGAAAUUGAGAUAUACGAAAUGAAAUACAAAAAUUCAACUUAAGAAAUUGCGCCGAAGAGAAAUUAAUUUAUGGCGAAAAUUUAAUAAGUGCAGGGCAUAGGAAAAGUGCGCACAAGUUUUACACCGCCGACAAACGCCGGCCGAUAUAUUUCUAUAAAUACGACUGAAAUAAUAUCGAAAUAUUCUAAACACGCGACAAAAUAAAGCAAGAAAGAAAAUCCUGUGAGUGUGCCUGUGAGUGAGCUGAUAUGCCGUCGGCAAAAUGCUAGAUGUUAGUUAAGCUAGCUGGCAAAUCAAACAAAACCAAUCAACAAAUGUGCCAAAUUGUUAGGUAAAGGAACCGGACAGAUGGGAAAAUUAGCCUAAAACCACUGGUAAUGCAAGUAAUAUGGAUCCCAAUCGUAGUUUGACUUAUAAAUAAUAAAAAAUUGUAUACCAUUGGUAAAACACAAGACAGUCACAUUUUUGCAGGGGAUUCCAAAGGAUCUAUUUUGAUCUUAUCAAAUCAGCUUCAAGAAAAUGUUGCAUCCCUGAAGGAAGCAACAAUUUAUCCAUCAAUCGCUUUGAAAUCAAGAGGGUCACAAUCGAAAACUAGUUAAAAUGGACUACUAGUGCAGACCCAACGAUCAAAGCUUGGUUAUCAAAGUAUCGCCCAAAAUGACCGAAUACGUGACGCCCAUGAUCAGCACCGUCUUGAAGAAAUACCAGACGAGUGCCACCAAAUCGCUCCAGGGUCCAGGACACACCCUAACAUCCGCCGGUGUCCUUGAUAUUGCCACCAAUGGAAGAAGCGACAGUCCUGGCUUGGGCUUGUCGAACGGAAAGUGUCAGGCCUCCUCGCCAGUUGUGGCCCUGAUAAAGAAGGAAAUACUCAGCUCGCCAGAGCCCCAGGAACUCCAUCAUGAGUGCUCCUCGAGGGGCACGCCUCCUCAGAUAUACCCACCCGCCACGCCCCCCCGGGAACUCUCGCAGCCGAUUCUAUCCGUAGCGGAUGCGGGGUGUGGAGAACUCUACGAGACGAAGCUGGAGGGAAAAACCAUAGGAUGCUUUUCCGUGGGCGGAGAAAUGAGACUUUGCCUGCCCCAGUUUCUCAACAAUGUCCUGAACGACUUUUCCCUGGAGCAGAUCAACAGGAUCUUCGAUGAGCUGGGCAUAUACUGCUCGCAGUGCACGCCCGAUCAGCUGGUGGAGUUCAAGGCCGCCAAGAUCCUGCCCUCGGACGUCAAGGCCAGCGGGCUGAUCACCAGAACCGACGCGGAGCGACUUUGUGCGGCUCUGCUCCACCGAUCGGACCGGAAUAGCUACGUCCCGAUCGAGAGCCUGGCCAAGGGGGCGCUGAGCUUCCACGUCUAUCACAAGUGCUUUGGCAAGUGCGAGGGCAUCUGCACCCCCGACAUGUACUCGUACCAGAAGCCGACCUGCAUCCAGUGCCUGGAGUGCGACGGCUGGUUCUCGCCGCAGAAGUUCGUGGGUCAUGUGCACCGGAAGUUCGAGAACCAGACCUGCCACUGGGGCUUCGACUCCCGCAACUGGCACGACUACCUUCAUGUGGCGCUGGACGUCGAGAACCGCGAAAAGUACCAGAUCGUCCUGGACCAGCUGAAGGAGGUGGAGGUCAGGGAGAUGCACAAGCCGCAACGGGAAUUGGAUCACAAGAAAAUAAAGGCGGACAUGCUCAUGGAUGACGGUCUCCUGGGCUCGGGGCAUGUUCUUGGGUUGGCGGGCCAUCCACAUGGCCUGGUGGGCGCCUUGGCCCCGCCCCCGCCACCACCGAUGAAGCAGCCGCAGAUGGACAUUCCCAGUGGCAAGAAGCAGCUGCAGCAGCUCAAGGGGGCGUCGUCGGCCGCCUCCACGUUCGAGUACCACUAUCAGUUCAUGUGCGCGCACCUGGAGAGGGAGCGAGAGCACCUGCCGCACACGCAUCCCCUGAGCCACCAGCAUCGGGCCGUUCUGGUGGCCCACCCACAUGGGCCGCAUCACCACCCACCACCCACGCUGAACACCGCGUCGGCCUUCCGACCUUGGGGACCCACCAACUCCAAGGCCUUCCUGCACGCAUAUAACGCCACGCUGUCUUCGCUACCCUACGCCUGCCAGGAACCACCAGAACUCCAGAAUCCGGAGCGGGUCGUGCGGAGUACGGACAAGAGAUAUGCGGAGAGGACCUACCAACCCAACGUGGCCUUGGCCCCACGGAAGAGUAUUCUGUCCAAGGAGCGGGACAAGGACAGGGAGCGGCUGGAAAGGGAGGCGAUGGUGCGUCAGAGAUUGAGGGAGAAGGAGACGGAUCACCAGGUGGUGCACAUCAAGCAGGAGCGAUCGCAGACACCCCCGCCACCCACGACAUCGCCACCCGAGGUUCUGGCGGCUCCUCUGGACGUCGUGGAACCACUACACACCUCCUCGAGUGGCAGCAACUCCCCGCUACCCGCCCACCUGCCCGCACCACCAGCGACUGGACCACCCAAUGCUGCCGGAGCACCGCCAACACCCACUAACCUCCGAAACAUGCGCAGUCCGGAGGAGUUUUCAGCGGGAGGCAGCAAUGAAAUUACCUCCUCCACGUCACCACACCAUCAGCAGUCGUCGCACCACCAGGUGGUGCAGCAGCCGGCAGGAGCUCAAGCUCCGUCGCAGCACAUCAUAGCCACCGUUAAUCAGCAUGCCAAACUUUUGCCAAGCUCCAGUUCCCUGCCAAACGGCAAUGGAAGUUCAUCGCUGGCAGCCACAAACAACGAACCGAGUCGGAUCAGGAUCAACAAGAACCUGAUGAGCCACCAGCCGGUGGUUGGGGUGAGCGGCAUUGCCCCACAUCACAACCCGCACCACCCAACGCACAUGCAUCACUUCAGCCAUGUGUACUACAAAAGCCAGGCCUCCUCACCCACUCAGUCCUCCAGUGCUGGCCUGAACUUGAGUACCCACUCAUCGAACGUGGUCAGUUCGCCCCAUCAUCCCAACCAUCAGAAGACCCAGCAUAGUUUUGGAGGAUCCGGGAUCCAUAGCCUUAAAAAUGGUAAGACCCAUUUGGGCAGCGAAUUCGAGUUGUCCACGGACACUGAUGAUACGGACAGUCUGAACGGAGAGCCCGACUCGAGUGCCAUGCUACCACCCUGGGAGCAGGCUGUGGAGUCCCUGAGAGAAACUCGACCCAGGGACCGGGAGAGAGUACUCAGCCUACUCCAGAGAUUACUGCAGGAGAACCAUCAAUACCGGUAUAAUAACAUCCAAUUGAGUGAACUGCUCCACAAAAAGGACGUCCAUAUAGCCGACCUUACGGAGCAACUUCAGAGAUAUCGCAGGCAAUACGAGGAGCAGGUCUGCAAAGUAGAUCUUCGAAAGAUGCCAUUCAAGCCGCAAACCACCCGGCUGGAGGAACCGGUGGAAGAGGGUCGGGGAGAUCCCGAGGAGGACGAGGACCUGGAGGAAGAGGAAAUGGAGGACAGGGCUAAUAAUAAUAAUCAACAGGAGCUAUCUCCCCUGAUAAAGCCCCCAACAAAUGGCCUGCGACGGAGUGCCACGCCCCUAAACUGUUGUGUGAGUGAAGGGGAUUUUGAAAAGCUAGAAGAGCCAGAAAGCAAAAGAAUAAAGCUGCAGCCCGAAGAAAAACCUGAGGACCGGCAGGUGGAAGAAGAGGAAAGUCCCUCCAAUAUUUCGGAGCCAAGCGAUCUGGAAAAAAACCAAGAAAAUGGCGAGAAAACCCCCCCAAACAAUAAUCUUAAAAGUCCCCAACCCAGUCAAACAUCCAGCGAUGAGGACAUGGACGAAGAUGAAGAUGAAGACGAGGAGGAUGAGGAGGAAGACGAAGAGGUACAGAUAGAAGCCCCCCACAGUAGUGCUUUGGCCACGCCCCCCACGGCCACAACGCCCCUUUCGCCGGACUCGGCUGCAACUGCCGGACAGUUGUUCGAUAGUAGCAACAGCAGCGAUGAGUCCUCGAUGAAAAAGGCCCAGAUGUCCACCUGUCAUGCACUGGAAAAAAUCAGCAGUCAUGUGGGCAGUGAGGAGAACCAUCAGACGCUCGAAGAAGAAAGUCAGGAGGGGGAGGCGGAGGCAGAUGAGAAUCCAGAGGAAGACGAAUCCGAUGACGAUGAGAUGCCCCUGCAGCAGCGACAGCAGCAGCAGCGCCAGCGGGUGGGCCCUCAGACCGUGCUCAGCGGAUCAGUCCCCGUCGGACACCACCAGGCACCACCACAUGCCCCCAUGGCCACCAAGGCCAGCAAGAAGCAAACGCCACCAGCACCACCCACUGCAGCCACAUCCACCACAGCAUCAGCAACAACGAACUGCGAGUUACAAAUCAAAAAGGAAAUAACCUAGAGAUAAAAUCCCAUAGAUCCUCUCACAGAAGAGCUCUUUCACACACACGUCAAACAGUUUAAACUUAGUUAAGAUCCGUUUUUCUUUUGGAGAAGGUGCAGACAAAAUUCAAGCACAAAGCCUAAUCGCACACAUUGUCUAUUCGCAAACAGAAAAAAAGUAUAUCUAAGCUAAGAAAAAACGGCUUUUGAAUUGCUACAUAUUUUAUUAAAAACAUUUUGAACGUUUAAGUACAUAAAAUCAAAGUUAAAAAUACUUUCAGAAAAUUUUUCAAUUAAUUUAAAAUAACUGGAGAUUUCAGAGACUCACAUAAUUUAUUGUGAGUCUAUAAGCUACUUGCAAUACUUUUGUAGCUUAUAAACUGUGAAAUCGAUAUCGUAUUUAAAAUUUCUGAACUCGAUGUAAACCCAAAAGCAAUUUUUCUUACUUUCUUUGCAUAACGUUUCCCCUUAUCGAAACCUAUUCAAAAUUUUGAUGCAUAUUUCAAAACGAUUUUACACAGCUUGAAUUGAUCUCACUUUAAAAAA
This is a messenger RNA of Drosophila subpulchrella, 5304 nucleotides long. RefSeq lists its product as uncharacterized. Gene Ontology annotation, molecular function: SMAD binding; RNA polymerase II cis-regulatory region sequence-specific DNA binding; DNA-binding transcription factor activity, RNA polymerase II-specific. Gene Ontology annotation, cellular component: nucleus. The record is from RefSeq and is a predicted model, not a curated record. Gene Ontology annotation, biological process: negative regulation of BMP signaling pathway. The transcript has 2 exons. Bases 1115 to 4777 code for a protein of 1220 amino acids. NCBI's taxonomy places the organism in Eukaryota, Metazoa, Arthropoda, Insecta, Diptera, Drosophilidae.